Molecule: messenger RNA, 962 nt
Organism: Penicillium brasilianum
Lineage: Eukaryota; Fungi; Ascomycota; Eurotiomycetes; Eurotiales; Aspergillaceae
Source: the annotation of a GenBank genome assembly
CUCACCUCCUCCUCUCUUUCCUCCUCUUUUCUUACAAACUCAGGCAAUUCUCAGUCUCUCCACCCCCAUUUCUAAUAUAACCCACUAGCAUCAUCUCACACACUCUCAAAAUCAUUUCCACAAUGUCCAGCGCCAUCGACGAAACUCCUCUCAGCGCCUUCCCGCACGAGCGCCGCAACUCGCUGGAGAAACACCUCCAAACGCGCCCGGACAUGCAGGACCUCAAGAACCGCCACAUCCUGCUGAAUACCAAUGUGGCACCAUCGCUCCAGUCUGCCCAGCAGGAACUGGACCGCCAGCGCGCGACGGACAACCUGAAGAAGAACCUCGAGAAGCGACCUGAGCGGGAUGAGUUGGUGGAGCGUAAUAUCCUCCCCGCUUCCACCGCCGCGCCGGCCCUGCAGGCUCAAGCCCGUGAGCUCGAGCGCCACAUGUUGGCCGAUAACCUGGAGCACAAGAUUCAGAAUCGCCCCGAGCCAGAGGCACUUAUUACCCAGGGGAUUUUGACGGAGGAUGAGGAUCCUCGCUCGGCCUGAUUGCGCUGCGGGUGGCUGCUUUGUGCUGUUGUUCUGCGGGGGUUUACGUUUCAGAUUGCGUUUCAUGGAUUUGGGAACGUCCCAUCGAAACGCAAGCCUAGCCUUCUCUGGACUUGCACUUUGAGACUUGAGGCUUCCCGCGGACACGGUCGAGGCUAUGGAUGAUACGAUGGUUUCUCAUGGCGUUCCUUUUUAUUUAUUUCUUUUUUCCCCGUGGUUAUCUUUUCCGUUGUGCUUUGUGUUCACCGUUCUACGCUGCUUCGGCUUGCGGGUGGUGAUGUCACCGUGACGCUUUCGUCGAUAGCCCCCACAUAAUUAAUUCUGGUUAUCGUUCCCCAGAUUUUGUAGUCGCAGAGUUCCAGUGGCCGGUCUUGAUCUUAUCAUAGAGAGAGUAGCGUGGCUGGGCGUGAUUGUUUAAUGCUUGGG